This is a messenger RNA of Sorghum bicolor (sorghum), 2203 nucleotides long. RefSeq lists its product as uncharacterized. The coding region runs from base 79 to 1914 and encodes 611 amino acids. NCBI's taxonomy places the organism in Eukaryota, Viridiplantae, Streptophyta, Magnoliopsida, Poales, Poaceae. The transcript is spliced from 2 exons. The record is from RefSeq and is a predicted model, not a curated record.
GUUUAUCAAAGAACAAGAAAUGUUUAGCCCUAUCAUCAGUAUACAAAAAACCAAAAAGACCGUCCUGGAUCCUGAUAUAUGUAUAUAUACAUGUGCAGCCAUUACUGGUGCUACCAAGCUGUGAACCUGCAGAUCCCGAGCUGCCCGCUGCUUAUUAGAGCUGCCAGUGCCGGCCGCAGCAGGAAGCCAGGAACGAAGUCGUCGGCGCCCAACAAGAUGUUCAACGACGAUGAAGAGCCUAUCGCUCCUGCUUCGAAUGCAGGGAAGCAAGUGCGUGGGUUCAGCGACGUGGGGAAAGCAUCGGUGAAGCCCUACUACCCGAAGGAGGCACCCCUGGGAGCCAGCACCGUGCGUGUGCUGCUGGACGUGAGCAGCUCAUCUUCCACGGCCGGAAGGGCGGCGCUGGACCUUGUCGUGGUGCUGGAUGUCAGCGGCAGCAUGCGUGACUUCGGCAGGCUCGACAAGCUCAAGUCGGCCAUGCGAUUCAUCAUCAAGAAGCUCGCCCCCAUGGACCGCCUCUCCGUCGUCACCUUCAACGGCGGAGCCACCAGGGAGUGCCCACUGCGCGCCAUGUCCGAGGACGCCGUCCCCGUCCUCACCGACAUCGUCGACGGCCUUGUCGCCAGAGGCGGGACCAACAUCGAGGCUGGCCUUAAGAUGGGCCUCCAGGUCCUGGACGGCCGCCGGUACACCGGUGCCCGCACCGCCGGCGUCAUCCUCAUGUCCGACGGGGAGCAGAACAGUGGCGACGCCACGAGGGUCCGCAACCCGCAGAACUACCCCGUCUACACGCUCUCGUUCGGCUCGAACGCCGACAUGAAUCUGCUCCAGAAGCUCGCCGGCGGCGGCGGCACGUAUAAUCCUGUCCUGGACAGCGGCGGCAUGAGCAUGCUCGACGUCUUCUCGCAGCUCAUGGCCGGACUCCUCACGGUGGUGGUGCGGGACCUGUACCUGAUCCUGUCCAAGCCUGCUGCUGUCGUGGUUGCUGCUACCCACCCGGAUGACCAUGACCUCGACAAGAUCGUCAAGGUGGACCCCGGGGAUUUCAGGCAGGAGACCGACGCCCAGUCCGGCACGGUCACCGUCAAGUUCGGCGACCUCUUCAGCGGCGAAGUGCGCAAGGUCGUCGUGGAGCUCUCGCUGAGAGAGACGAGCAGCAGCGACUACGACGCGGAGAUCCUGGACGUGGAGGUGAGCUACCCCAACGAGCAAGGCGAGAGGAAGAAGCUGGUGGGCCAGACCCUCCACGUGAAGCGCACCAGCACCGCGAGCGACAACGGCGGAACCACGCCGGAGCUGGAGGCGGAGCUGCUCCGGCGGCAGCACGCGGUGUCCAUCAGGGCGGCGAGGCUGCUGGCGGACGACGAGAAGCUGGGAGCCGCCAGGGCCAGGCUGCAGAAGGCGCAGCGCGAGCUGGAGGGCGUCCUGGAGGAGACCAACCCCAUGGUGGCCGUGCUCAGGACGGAGCUGCAGCAGCUGAUGGACUGCAUGAGAUCAGAGGACCUGUACAAGACGAAGGGCAAACCGUACGCGCUCGCCGUCGAGCUCUCCCACGCGCGCCAGCGCUUCGCCGCCAGGGGUGUCAACGACGGUGUCCGCCUCUUCGCCACCCCCCGCAUGGACGCGUAUCUCGAGCAGGCCAGGAAGUUCGCCGAGGACCCCAGCGCGCCUCUGCCCACCGCAGAUGAGGACGCCGCCGUGGAACCCACCGGCGCAGAUGUGGUCGCCGAGGACCCCAACAACGCGCCUCUGCCCGCCACCGGAGAUGCGGACGCCGAUGUAGAGGUAGAGAUCGCCAAGGUCGUGGACGAUGCCCCGAGCAAGGUUGUGUACUACAUGCAGGUCGCCGUGCUGUUGCUGAAGGGCAUCGAGAAUAUCGUCAAACGCCUCUGGGAACGUCUAGGCAUGGCCUAGUAGAUCGUCAGCACCUGUCAAUGCUGUCAAGUGUGUUUGCUUCUGGUCAGUCUCAGUUACUGUGUUGCUAUCAAGUGUGGUGAGUCACUGUCAAAUGAAUAAGCCUUUGUGGAUGGUUGGGUGGUACCUACACAUGUACUUCCCCGUUCCGAAAGGGGUACACAUUUCAUUUUUAGACCGGUCAAUCAAUGUCAGUUUUAAUUAAAUUUAUAGAAAAAUGCUUGUAUCCUAAAUAAGUUUACUUGUAAAAUAUAUUACAUGGUUAAUUUAAUAUUAUAUACUUACUUCC